This is a messenger RNA of Colletotrichum orchidophilum, 336 nucleotides long. RefSeq lists its product as uncharacterized. The record is from RefSeq and is a predicted model, not a curated record. Bases 1 to 336 code for a protein of 111 amino acids. The transcript has a single exon. NCBI's taxonomy places the organism in Eukaryota, Fungi, Ascomycota, Sordariomycetes, Glomerellales, Glomerellaceae.
AUGAGCCAAUCCGGACUGGACAGCAACAGCCUGGCGCGGGUUGCCCCUUGGCCAAUGGAGGCCAAGUUGCGAACCGGCGAGGACACUGGCCCCCCAAAUAGGAAGAGGCAGAUCUGGCUCAGAUCCAAUUCAGAUGAGAUGGGCCCGCCCUCCGAUGGAACCUUCUCGGUUUCUCCUACGCCCAGUGCACUCCUACCUAACUUCCAACCAGUCACGCUGUCGGCCCCCCUCGUCGCCGGCCUGCCCCCGCUCACCGAAGACGCAUCGCAAUUUUGGGACGUGAAGGAUUCGGUGACUCCGGUCAGGGCGACAUUUUGUCGGAACCCAAGACAUUGA